Molecule: messenger RNA, 840 nt
Organism: Girardinichthys multiradiatus
Lineage: Eukaryota; Metazoa; Chordata; Actinopteri; Cyprinodontiformes; Goodeidae
Gene: slirp
Product: SRA stem-loop interacting RNA binding protein
Exons: 4
Coding region: 184-525 (113 amino acids)
Biological process (GO): positive regulation of mRNA splicing, via spliceosome; spermatogenesis
Molecular function (GO): poly(U) RNA binding; mRNA 3'-UTR binding; poly(G) binding
Source: RefSeq, a predicted model, not a curated record
UAACACGUGAGGACAGAAGGGUCAGCUCGGCCUCUGAUUGGCUGGUUUUAAUGUGCGAGACUUUUAACAGCAACAUGAAUUCAUUGAAGUCAGCGUACUUUCUGCCACUGAACAGUUAGUUAAUGGUUCUGUUCGAUCCAGAGGACAACCGAGAACGCAGACGAAAGAUGCUGAAGAGGGUUGAUGUUACAUUUGGAAAGGAGAACUCGGGUAUCAAUGCCUAACACCACGGCCACCCAAGAGAAAAAUAGUGAUAGCUCAGUCUCCAACUCAAGCAUGGCUCCAAUAGAGGAGAUGAAGGAGUAUUUUGGACAGUUUGGCCCAGUGAAGAGGUGUCUCCUUCCUUUUGACAGAGAGACCGGCUUCCACAGAGGGUUCUGCUGGGUUGGGUUCUUCACAGAGGAGGGACUGAACAACGCGUUGCAGAAGGACCCCCAUAUUCUGGAAGGAGCAAAGCUUCAGGUUCAGAGGAACAGACGUCCCUUUGCAGGACAGAAGUCCAAUCAAGACGGAUACCUUGACUGAAGAUUGGCGAUUCUGCUGAGCAGAUGAGACCAAACGGAUGUUUUUUUUUUGUUUUUUUUUAAUGGACUCUUUCAUUCCUGCUGCUUAAUAUCUAAAUGAACCAUUCAGACAGAAGCAUGAUCCAUUUGUCUGAACGGAUCCCAACAUCAGGAAGGAUUUCUGCGUUAUUCAGUCUCACUGGAAUUGAGCCUCAACUUUAGUGUCAGGUCUUUAAAGGGAUGUCCACUAAUCAGAUCUGUAUUUAUUGUGAAAAAUAUUCCUCUCCAUCACAUGAAGUCAGUUGGUUUCAGACAAUAAAAAUGUGUAUUGCUACCA